Messenger RNA from Mycena citricolor, 7667 nucleotides. NCBI's taxonomy places the organism in Eukaryota, Fungi, Basidiomycota, Agaricomycetes, Agaricales, Mycenaceae. The record is from the annotation of a GenBank genome assembly.
UCCAAAGUGGCUGAAAAUGAGGCAGAGGCCACGCGGUGUGGUGAUCCAGAUGGAAAUGCGAGCUAGUGACAUGAUUUUUCAAGGCUUGAGACGGCCACUGGCGCAGGAGCGCGUUCAGGAAUCCAACGUCAUCUGACUGACAUGGACGAUGUCCUUUCAGGGACAACCAUGACUGCGACUCGGGCUUGGACGGCGGUGGUCGAUCGGUAGCCGGGCGCAUCUAAAGCGGAUCCAGAAUUCGGAAUGUGGCACGCGAGGUCGGAAUGUUCCGAAUCCGAGAAGAGGGUAAUUCGUUUGCGGAAGCGCCAAGCGAAGACUCGCCUAGAACCUGGAAAUGAUCAGGUGCUUGAUCAUGUAGGAUGUCGUCGCGAUGCUCUGCGCUCGCAUGUUGCUCGCAUGUUUCUCGCACGAUCCAUCUCGUAUGUAGGCGCUAGUUGGCUGGCUGAAUGGAGCACGGAGGCACAGUCAAUUGAAAAGCGCAUGUGACACAGAUACAUCCGAAUGGGUCGUCACGAGACACUAUGUUUCCACAAAGCGACAGAUCUGCUCUAGCAAGUGCGGCAGACGAGAAGAACAAGCGCAGCGAUGGUUGUGAAACAAGGCCAGUUUGCCGUCCGCAUUGCGAAACCUCUGCGAAGCGACAGGUAGCGAGUCAAAAAGAAGUCAGAAAGUUGUUGAGGGAACCAAAAAGAUGGGAGAUGCCAAAGAUCGUUGAUAUUCGAUUGGCAAGUGUGGGAACAUUAUCUGAUUGGAAAUCCUGGCUGAAAGUGUAAGCGAAAAAAAAAGCUCCUAGCAGCUCAGAAUCCGACAGCAGCGGUGGCAUUGCACUUGCUUGGAGAGUCUCAAAUACAAAAAUACCCCUUCUUUUCGAAAGGAGAGCUGACAAGUCCACCACCAAAGCUUCCGUGAGUAGGGAAGAAUCGAGAUCGCGGCAUCACGGACUGCCCGGUCCGUGCCUUAUUUGCUCCAAACCUGCUUGACCAACUGAUUGGUGCCUUGACUUCAUACUCUUCAGAGCAAACAGCCUGCCGCCUCCGAGCUGCAUCUCAUCUUCACCGUCAGCGCUGUUAUUGAGCCGACUCCGUUGCUCGAGCCGUGAAUGUCCUCGCGCACCUCCUUCCCAACCCGGGCUAUUCCGUGGUCAUCGUCAGGUUCACAUCGGCAAGCUCCGUUGGCCCCGCCGUCGCUCGCACUCGACUUUACAACCCCCCUCGAUGACGAUGCAUUUGCUGCCUUGACCGCCAGUGGCAUGAUUCCUGCCGCUGGCAGUCUUCCUACCUACCCGCAAUACCCUCGCCCCAAUGUUGUGAUCCAACCCUCGUCGCAAUGGCCUGCUCAGUACCCACCCUUUCCCCGACCUAGUGUGCCCCGUGCGACUGCUCCCCAAUUUCCGGGGUCCAAUCGCUAUGACGGUCGCUCGGAUGGUCGUCUAGAUGGACGACAUGAAACUCGAGUCGACACGCGCAUCGAUACCUUCGCUUAUGACCGGUCUAAUCCACCGCUUCCCCCGUCUCUUUGGAUGUCGCCCGUCAGCUCACACCCAGCUACGCCCUCCUUGGAGAACCCUCCGGAUUCUGCUCUCUCCCCCAUCUCCCCCAUUGGCUCUAAAAGCCCCCAGUUCACUGAUAUAUUCGACGAUAUGCUCUCCCAACCAGCGCCGACACCUCCGCCCCGAGUAUCGGGCUCCCCAGAACUGGGCGCUAUCCAACGAGAUAGCGCGGAAAGCCCGGUAACCAAGAUGUGGAAAUUGUAUAAUCACCACCAGGCGGCUGCCCCCCACGCCCAGCGCAUGGAGAACAUCACAUGGAGAAUGAUGACCAUGAAGCUGAAGAAAGACAAGGAUCCGACAGCGGCGACCGAUUCCGUCACGGAUACUCCCAGCCCUUCAACGGAAGCCUCUAUCAAGACGGAAUCAACUACUCUUGAGCGAGCGCUCGAGGAUCGAGGUCGAAGGAUCGACAAGGGGAAGGCGAAAGUACAAGUGGUAGGAUUUGACGGGCUGAACCAGGAUGGGGUGGAUGACGACGACGCUGCCCCCAUGGACUGGCGAGCGAUGAGCCGGUCGCGCUCCCGGACGAUGGACUGGACGCCGGCGAGCAGGUCCCGUUCACGUGUAGGACUGGAGCCGUUUGAUCGCUCGCAUCAUCAGCCUCCGUACGACAGCCGACUAGCAUUUCCUGCGUACUCCGACAGGUCGCGAAUGCCUGGGGGGAUUCACCUCCCAGGGUCAUCGAUCCCUGUGCCGGGUCGACGGAGUCCCCCGCACGGAUUUGCGCACGAGCUCUCGUCUGUGUUCGAGGACCCGCACUCUGACGGCCUGGACCCUUCCUCCGCUCUCGAAGCACGCUAUUUGCAGCACUCGCUGCCUUACAAUCACCCAAUCUCCAACCUCAGUAGCCCCACCUUCGGCCCGUCGUCCCUUCCCUCGUUUGGGCUCCACGGGCUGCCCCGUAUGCCGUCCGCCAUUCGAUCGCCGGAUCAGCGUGGCUUUCCACGACACGUCCGCAAGACCAGCUUUGACCACACUGUUUCCAAAGAAGGCAUCUUUGCUGCGGUGGGUGGGCGCCACCAGCUGAACGGGAAACCGCUCUCCCCUGAUGGCACAAUCGGCACCAAGCGCCGGGCGGAGAACGUCCACGAUGAGACUCUUCUCCGGGCUGAUCCGUCCAAUAUUGAUGGAACGUCACCGACCAUGUCACACGAUGAACCGUUCGAAUCGGGUUCUUUCCCGUCCAGUUCCUUCAACUUCACCUAUCCGCCUUACGAUGGCAUUUUCUCUCCAUCUGGGCGGCAGCAGGGCGGGCCCUCUAGUGACGGCCUCUCUGCGGCGGCCGCAGCCGCCUCUGCAGCCAUGGCCGAGAGCUAUGCCCAAGUCACUGCAACCAAUCUGGCUGACGAUGGGACCCUCGAUUACAGACAUCUAAUGGGAUUGGUGUAUCCUGAUCCGAGCCGCUCAGGAAUGGUCCAGAGUCCAUACACUCACGUUGACCCAACACAAAUCCUGUCAGGUCCGGAGGGCGGUUAUCCCAGCCUUCAUGCUAGUCCAUCCAGUGAUGGUUGGAACAAUCUGGGCUCAAGUAACCAUGCUUCGCCAGAGUCCCACAACGUCUCCAACGCGUCCACACCUCCAUCUAUAGAGGGACCUCCACCUUUGGCCUCACGGUCCAACGGUCGCAAAUACAUUCCUCUCAAGGCUCCGGCGCAGGAUACCCACUCUCGCAAGCAAUCCGGCUCAGCCACAUCACCGACUCUCGGGAACGUGCGAUCCUCUGCUAGCACGCCAGACUUCAGUGAACGGAAACCAGGCUCUGCUGGUGACGAUUCAGACGUCCCAACGUUAUGCACGAAUUGUCACACAACCAACACACCGUUGUGGCGACGGGAUCCUGAGGGACAGCCUCUGUGCAACGCUUGUGGCCUAUUCUACAAGCUCCAUGGAGUGGUUCGCCCCCUUUCCUUGAAGACAGAUGUCAUCAAGAAGCGUAACCGGGCUUCGGGUGCCCCGAGCAGUGCGUCGCGCAAAUCAGGUUCUAGUGGCUUGCCCAAGAUUGCAGCAACAACGACACGUCCCCGUUCUUCCUCCAAUUCCGCCGGCGUCAGUGCAGCCAAUCGUGCAGGCACUGGCGCAGCUGUUAAACGGCAGCGACGGACUUCCACUUCUCAGCAAGGUCCUGCCUCACAUUAAGGGUCUUAUCUAUGCCUUUCUUAAGUAUCUAGAAGAUAGUUUUAUAUAUCUAGGACCACAUCUUCUCUGUUUUCACGAGUGUUGUAGAGUGUACUAGUACGAAUAAUGACCCGCAUUCGAAGAUCGCUGUUGUCAUUAUUGUUCCAUCGCGUGAUAGAUAUCCAAUUCGCCCUGAUUUCGUUCUCUACCCCCAACUCUGGCUUCACGACUCGGACCAGCGAGGCGCGUGGCGGCCUCCGACGCGUCGCCAUCGUCCUCUCAACGUCUAUCACGAACAGAAGACGACUUCGAGAAAGCGCUCGCAUCAGAAAGCACGACUGUCCUGAAACCUUUCGACAAUCAACUAGCCUAUCCGGACUCCCCUCUCCCCUUCGAUUCAUCGAAACACCCUGGAACGCCCACAGUCAUUCCAGCAACGCCAUCGCCUAUGCAAGGCGGCUCAAGCUCUAGGAGAAUGCUGGACGCGUCACCGACGAGAUCCAGCGAAGAAUUAUUCUAUGACGCUGAAGAACCGCACAACGAUUCCAACCGAGAGAGAGAACCGACUAACAGGCGGUCGAUGUAUCGUGCACAGGGGACUUCUAGCUCCCCUGACCUCGCUACACUCCUGCGUAAGGCCAAGGAGCGCGGAGGCGUAGUCCCACCGGGUGUGAAAAAUACCCUGGAUCGACGAAGAUUUGAAGAGCCGCCUCCACUACCUAAUUCAUUCGUGUCGCCAUCGAAGGGUAAGAACAAGUUGCAAAGGACACCCACGAAUGGAGAGGGUCCGGACAAGCCUGCUAAGUCAUCCGUGCGUGCCAAAACGAGUGCGUUUCUCGGGAAGAUGUUGGGGCAGGGCACAGUCCGCGAGCGAUCGAAAACUGUAGACGACGGGGUCUAUUCGCCCCAAGCGCCAUAUACCCCACCUGUGCCACGUCUUACAGCGCAAUCUUCGCGAACGCCAGUCGGUUCCCCCAUCGCCGACGUUUUCUCUAGCUCCUCUCGCACUGCACCAAAUACCACGAAGCCGCUGCCAAGUAUGCCGCACCGGGAAAACAGCGAUGACGAAUCCCUUGUUAUUAUUGAGAAGGAUUCUCUGCAGUCUCCGUCUCCCGCUGCCGCUGCCGUGGCCCAACUCGCCUCGAAUGCGACCAUCACCCCUGGCUCACGCCAACGACGGAGCAUGAGUGUCAGCGAAGUAGAUGUGAAGAAACUAGUCAACACAUCGGCACGGAGGAAUGAACCGCUGGAUGAGGGUAUCAACGGGCUCCUAGACGACUUCGAAGGCCAGUUAUCCAAGCUGGCGCCUGCUGCAAACUUUGACCUCAGCGACCCAUCCUCGCCUACGCCCGCUGCUCGUCGAACGAGCAUGCCUCAGCGAGCCAAGACUGAGCCUGCCAGACCGACUGCUCCGCUCCUGACGCUCCAAUUACCCCAGUCGGAUACAGAGGCCGACGAUGCCGAUGCGAUUGUGCCUCCUCGAACGACUUCUCUCCAGAUGCCGUCCCGGGCUUUGACAAGUCCUCGGAUGGGCGGGAGACAAAGGGCCAGCCCACUACGUACUAGAAGCGGGCAAUCCUUUGGCGCAUCACCAGGUGGGGACGGCGGGAGGGGUUCAGGCCAUCUGCGCAUCCUGCAUGGCUCCAGCGCGUCUGUCUCAGAGCCUUCGCUGAUUCCUGUGGGAGAUAAUGGCCGGGCAUUCGGUCCUUUGUAUCGGACGUCACAGCAGGAUCUGUCGAUCAACGACCUCACUCUCACUCGCGCGUCGACACCCAGCCACUCUCCUUCAAGGGGCGAAGACUCGGAGGAAAUGGACGCUCGGGGCAAGGAACUCGCAACACGAUGUUGGAACGAGGACGAAGACUUUUUGGGCAAGGAGAAGAUUGCCGAGUGGCUGGGCGGGGUUGCCAGUAUCAACAAGGUCGCGCUGUACCAUUACCUCGAUUUUUUCGAUUUUUCAGGUCUGCGCCUCGAUAUGGCUUUCCGUCGUUUGUGCGCGAAGCUUUUUCUCAAGGCCGAGACGCAGCAGGUGGAUCGGAUUCUUGAACAAUUCAGCAGACGGUAUUGGGAGUGCAAUCCUGGUGGAGCUUAUGGCAGCGCAAAUAUCGUCCAUGCGGUCUCCUACUCCCUUUUGCUACUGAACACUGACCUGCACGUGGCGGAUCUCGCCACCCGCAUGUCGAGGAGUCAAUUUGUCCGCAACACGUUGACUGCGAUUCAGAUGCAGCUACAAACGAUCUCCAUUCGACCUUCGAUAACGGACCAAGACUCGAUCAGUCUGCGAGGCGGACGGACGGAGAGUAUGGACUCGACACCUCCAGCGACGAUGCGUUCGAAGCGGAGCGACAGCAUCACGAGUUGGCACAGUGUGUCCAAGGACGCGCUUGCUGCUGUCGCGGCGAUGAACGACCCGGCGGCGAAUGGAAGCACGCCCUCUGUGCAUGUUUCGGCAUCUGGCCAUGAGGCCCGUUCAUCCGUGUCGAGCAUAGUGUAUGGCCGUGGAUGGGAGAUGGAGAUGGAGAAUCUGCUCAAGGAGAUGUACAAUGCGGUCAAGAGCCAGCAGAUCCUGCAGCCUCUGAACACGAGUCGGUCUUCUGUCGGCACGCCCGGGCUUGGACCUGGAACGAUGCUCAGGAAUCGGAGCCAACGAGGGCCUCCAGAUAGGCUGGCGACGUUGAAGCGUGGGAGCAUCCGGGGACUGCAGUCGAUACUAGGAGCGCAAGGAAACAGUCCCUAUAGCAGCAACAGCAGCAUCGAUGGGCGGAGCAGUCCGUCGCCCAGUUUUGCAACAUCGACACAUGAGAACAUGUACAAUUCGAGCUCCUCGUUCUUGACGCCGACGCUGGGUUUCGCGUCGAAUCUAUCGCACACUAUCAUCAAAGAGGCGCAGGAAGACGAUGACCGCAGCGAGCAUAGCGAUGACUCGACGUCGACGAGCAUCAGCAUCAGCGAUGCCGAGCUUGCGUUGCUCGGUGCACCUUGGGCCAAGGAAGGCAUGCUGUGCCGAAAACAAUACUGGGAGAGCGUCGGCAAGCGCUCCAAGGACAAAUCGUGGCUGGACGUGUUCGUUGUCAUCCAGCGGGGAGAGCUGAAUAUGUUCACCUUUGGGGACAACAGUCCUGGGUCGUCUGGGGCAUUUGGCGGGGGAAACUGGCUGUCCAAUGCCAGAGCAGUCGGGACUGUGUUGCUCGCUCAUUCUCUUGCGCAUGCCCUUCCGUCUCCUGGUUACAACCGACAGCGGCCGUAUUGUAUGGUGCUCACUCUAGCUAAUGGCGGCGUGUACUUUUUCCAGGCCGGCACUGAGGAGCUCGUGAACGAGUGGGUCUCGACCUGCAAUUACUGGGCUGCCCGCACAAGCAAAGAGCCGCUGGCUGGGGGAGUAUCCAACAUGGAAUAUGGCUGGAAUCGGCUGGACGACUCGUCCCAUAGUCAGUCUGAGACCGACGUGCCGACCGACCGGUCGGAUGUCAUGAGCGUUCGUAGCACCCGGAGCACGCGCAGCAAGUUUGGAUAUUCGGGCACGAUGCGGGCCUCGCCGUGGGCGGACCGGACGGCCAUCAACGACUGGAAGCCACCGAUGCCACCGACAGUGUCCAGCCCGCAUGACGAGGAGACGCAGCUGGAGGCGUUGCGCAAGCACGUGGCAUCAAUGAAGCGGGAACUCAAGCAGCACAACGAAUACCGCGAGCCGAUGGCUGCUCUUUAUCAACCACGGAGUGCGAACGCUAUCAAGGCACAGAACAACUGGGAGAAGAAGUCGCAGUACCUGCUGACAGAGAUUGUCAAAUACGACUCGUACAUCGACUCUCUGCAGUCAGCCAUCUCGCUUCGACAUGUGAAACGGGGAGAAAAAGCCCUUGAGCGGGCUCUCAACGGUCAGUCCGCGGACGACAAUCUGCGCAAAGGCCGGCUCGGGCUGGAAGAUACCAUCGCCGAAGCCGAGGAACCGCCGACACCAGCCAACAAGCUCGCCUUCGGCUCCGUUCAUGACGACGACGACUAA